UCAAACUCUCUAGCGCCCCCUUGAGGAAAAUUUCCUCCACUCCAGCUGUGCACCUGACAGAUGUCCAAAACCAUUUCAGUCGACAAAACAUUAUGUCCUGAAUGUUUCUCCUUUAAUUCGAGCGCACGUCCCUGUUUUAAACGCAGUGAACGCGCAGCAGAGAGCAGCUCUUCACCUUGAACGCGCUCGGCAUAAUCAAAGAGCGACGUAUGACUGUGGGCUGAUCGACAUAUUGGACAUUCAUUUCAUGUACAGCACAUUCCUAAAAUCUGCGCUCAUUCUAAGGAUGGAUUUUGAAAUGGUGAAUAUAUUUGUUAUUGCCGGAGGGACGCUGGCGAUACCCAUCCUGGCAUUUAUAGCCUCUUUCUAUCUGUGGCCUGCAGCGCUUAUUCAAGUCUACCACUGGUAUUGGCGCAGGCGUCUGAGGAUGCAGGUGGAUUAUGCAGAAUACGAAGGAUAUCGCUUCUGUUAUUCUCACAGAGGAAGUCCGGGCGCACGGCCGUCUGUUCUUAUGUUACACGGCUUCUCUGCUCAUAAAGACAUGUGGCUGGCUGUAGUCAAGUUUCUGCCAAAAAAUGUGCACCUGGUCUGUGUCGACAUGCCGGGUCAUGAAGGGACCAGCCGGACCAGUGCCGUGGAUUAUUCCAUAGAGGGUCAAGUGAGACGCAUAAACCAGUUUGUGAAGCGCAUCAGGCUGAACAGAAAACCUUUCCAUCUUAUCGGCACGUCAAUGGGUGGAAACGUGGCUGGAGUUUAUGCCGCGCGUCACCCGUCUGAUCUGUGCGGCGUCACUCUCAUCUGUCCAGCAGGUCUUCAGUAUCCCACCGAGAGUACGUUUGUUCAGCGUUUAAGGGAACUGGAGAAGACUCAAGAUGCUGACGGGAUUCCACUCAUCCCCUCCACACCUGAUGAAAUGGAACAGAUGCUGAAGUUAUGCUCAUACGUGCGUUUCAAGAUUCCCAGACAGAUUCUUCAGGGACUAGUUGAGGUCCGUAUUCCAAACAACGACUUCUACCGAGAGUGUUUCAUGGAGCUUGUUGGAGAGAAAUCGAGACAUUCUUUACAUGAGAACAUGCAUCUCAUCACAGUUCCUCUUCAGGUUAUUUGGGGGGAAAAUGACCAGGUGCUGGAUGUGUCUGGGGCUUCUGUUCUCGCCGAGGCCGUCCCCGGUUGUCAAGUUCAUCUCCUAGAUAACUGUGGUCACACAGUAGUGAUGGAACGACCCAGAAAAUCCGCCCAGCUCAUCAUGGACUUUAUUGUCGCACAACAGAACGCAAGCAACAGCACAAAGAAACUUUCCUAAAACUGGACUGUAUGUGAUGUCGGGUUGAAUUCAAGUUUAAGCUCUGUGCUUCUCACAGUAGGUUGGUAGAGGUCGUUGUGCGGCUCUGACCCUUUUUACCUUGAACCGUGACAUUUAAUCGAUGAGUGACCAUGAAUACAGUUUAUAUACUGAAAGUUGUUUCGGAUGAAAGCGUCUUACAAAUACCAAUAUGUCAUUUUCCAGAUUUGUAAAUAAUCAAAGCUAUUUUUUUAGCGAAUGCUCAGGGACGUUGAGUUGACAAGCACUUCAGAUGCUAUGCAGUUACUGCUCAGUGUGACUGCGGACUGUAGUUAUGUGAACUUUAAAUAGAAACGUAGAAACAUUUGUGUUUAUUACAAGAGACAUUUCUCAUUUUUCUCUGACGUGUGACGGUUAUAGCGAGCAACCUACCUAGACAGCACUUUUGGGCAUUUAAGGCCAUAUCAGAAGAAAAGAAUCAAACAUUUUAAGGAAUAGUUCACCCAAAACUAAAAAUGUGACUCAUCAUAUGGUAUGAUAUUUCAUCAGGAGCGACACAGAAACCAAUGAUUUAAAGUUUGACGUGCCGCCAUAUUUAGUGCGACAUUUGUUUUGAUUUCAGUUUCACUAAAUAAGCUCAAAAUAUCAAUGGUUUCCUCGCACAAACGUGUUGUUUUGCUUCGGUAGACGUUAAUUAACCAUAUAGAAUGAACCAUAUAAUCAUUUUUAUAUUUGGUUUUACUUUUCCUUUAAACGUGAUGCCCAGAAUAUCUCUAGAUUUGAGAGCUUCAGUGUCCUGUGGUUGAGUGUUUAUCUUCAAUUUUAUGAACAAUAGUUUUAAUGGUGUUACACACACAUAACUUUGUCUUAAAGAACUUUUAAAAGAUCUUUUCAGUAUUUUGUAUGAAUCAUGUUCCAGAUUUGUCUGUACACAAAACUAUUGAACAAGUGUUAUCUACAUAUUUUGGAAGUUGUGCAAACACGUUUUUUAUUAUUUAUUUGACUAGUUGUCAAAUAAACUGGUGACUAAAACAAAACAUAUCAUUGAAAUGUUCUCAGUGUUUUUCUUUUGUCUGUGUAGGUGCAGUUUCCACAGCCUUAAAACACAAGAAACUCUGUGACGUUAUUUCGUUUUAUUUCAUUCAGUGAUAAUGUAUCACAACAUGACGUUUGAAGAAUUCUUCAAAUCACACAGGAACUUACAACAGAACGUGGUUCAUAUGAUGAACUAACAUCUUUAUAAAAGACAGUCGUAUUUGCACCGUGUUACGGACAUUACAAUAUCAUGAUAACAAUGUAUCACAUUUUCAAUAAAUCAUAUAAACAAUCCCUCACAGAGGUAGAAUCAAAUAUUCAAUGUUGAUCUUUCGACUGAAACACAAACAUCUUCAGAUCUCAGUCAUCAACAUAACCUUAAAAGUAUAUUCAGAACACAACAUCUGAAAUCAUUGAGUCUUCUUAGAAGUCAAAAACUUUAUACUUCACAGUAUAUACUGUAAAUAUUUUUACCACCUGAAAACAAUUAUUCUACCAAUUUCCUCAAAAAUGAAAAUCAAUGUAGACAAACUACUUCAUUU
This is a messenger RNA of Triplophysa rosa, 2859 nucleotides long. It is a transcript of the gene abhd6a, whose product is annotated as abhydrolase domain containing 6, acylglycerol lipase a. The coding region runs from base 248 to 1303 and encodes 351 amino acids. The record is from RefSeq and is a predicted model, not a curated record. The transcript has 9 exons. NCBI's taxonomy places the organism in Eukaryota, Metazoa, Chordata, Actinopteri, Cypriniformes, Nemacheilidae.